AUGAAUUCAAAUAAAUAUUGUCUUGAAGAUUUAACUGAUGAAAUUCUCUAUGAUAUAUUUGAAUAUGUUGAUGUAUAUGAUAUUUACAAAGGGUUUUACAAUCUUAAUAAACGAUUUCAAGAUUUAGCUAUUCAUUCAAAUGUUUUGACUAAAAUCAAUUUUUCAACAAUGUCAAAAUCAAAUUUCGAAGAUUAUUAUCGAAAUAUUCUUAUGCCGAAUCAAAAUCGAAUUAAUUUUCUUCGUUUAUUAAAUCCAUUUGCUGUUGGAAUCAUUUUCUCCCGUCCACGAUUAGUUUUGAAUUUCAUUCGUCUUGAAACAUUAGUUCUUGAAAAUAUACAAAUCAAGCAUCUUUAUAAAAUUUUGGAUAAUUUAGUACAUCUACAUCAAUUUUAUUCGUUAACGAUUUCGAUCAGUGAUUAUAUUGAAUCCUUAACUUUGAUUUUUGCUCGUAUAUUUUUAUUAUCGAAAUUAAAAUAUUGUAAAAUUGAAUAUCAAACAAAAAAUUAUGAAGAACCAUUAUUUACUAUACUUAUUGAAGAUGAUUAUAGUCCGAUGCAAUCGUUGAUAAUCAAUGGUCGUUUUCCAUUUGAUUCGUUUGGUCAUUUACUAUAUUGUCUUCCUAAACUUCAACAUUUAUCAAUUGAUUGUCUUGUUCAACAACGUUUUGAUACAGAAGAAGAAGAAGAGGAAUUAUCUCUUAUACAAUUAAAAUAUUUGAAAUAUGUUUCUCUUCAUAUUGAUCAUAUUGAGUUCACAAGAUUUAAAAAAAUUAUUACAGAAGUUUUUCAUUAUGUUCAAACUUUACAUCUUACAACAUAUUAUGAUGGAGCAUAUUUAAAUGCUAAACAAUGGCAAAAAUUAAUAGUAACAUAUAUGCCAUAUUUACGUAUCUUUGAUAUAAAUCAUGAAGGUUCUGUAAAAACCAAUACUUUAAUAUAUCAUGAUAUUAUUAAUGAAUUUAAUUCUUCGUUUUGGAUUGAAAAUAGAUGGUUUUUUACACAUCAACAUAUUUCGAAAGAUCAACCUGAUAAUGUAAUUCUGUAUUCAACUGCUCCGUAUCGACGAAAAGAUUAUGUAUAUUAUUGGGAAUUAAAUGAACCCAUUUGUUCACAAAUACAAAAAGAAAAUUAUGAUUCAGUUAAACAUCUUUAUAUUUGUAGUACAGAAAUAAAAGAUACUUAUCUAAGUUAUUUUCCAAAUGUUAAUUACUUAACUAUUAAACAUCGUUUUGAAACAUCAGGUGAUUCAAUUCCAACAAUUCUUCAUCGUAUGAUUCCUUUAAAACAACUUACAAAGUUAGUUAUUGAAUGUUAUAAGUUUUCAUUCAUUGAAAUUUUUCAAUUGUUAUAUAUGACACCGAAUUUAUAUGCAUUAAAAUUGGAUCAUUUAUUUUUCAGCGACAUUAAUUUAAAUGUAAUUAAAGAAAAUGAAGUUUUUCAAUAUGUAUCAAAUACAAAUAAAAUAAAAAUUGUCAAUUUUGGUGUUUGGUGUUCAUUGAAUGAAAUUCAGUUGAUUGUGAAUUUAUUUCCACAAUUGGAAUAUCUUAAAAUUGGAAUGAAUAAAAAAGAAAUACAAUCAAUAGUUCGAUUUUUAUUAUUAAAAACUAAUGAUAAAACACAACAUUUAUUAUUUUUAUGUAUUUUACGAAUACCAAAAAUAUAUUUAAAAAAAUUAAAUGUUUUAAUCAAAUCAGAAAAUUUACUUCAUGAUUAUUGCAGUAAAUUUAUUAAUUGUGAUUUGUGUUUAUGGUGGUAA
This is a messenger RNA of Rotaria sp. Silwood1, 1755 nucleotides long. The record is from the annotation of a GenBank genome assembly. Lineage: Eukaryota; Metazoa; Rotifera; Eurotatoria; Philodinida; Philodinidae.